AUGCUUAAGCGCCGAAACAGGGUGUGGAAAGCGUUUGGCGCUCACGGAUCUAACUAUGACCAAUACAAGGUGCUGCGUAAUACGAGUUCUGAAAUGAAAUCCAGAAAACGUUGGGUUUACGAGGAAGCCCUGGCAGCCGAAGCGGCCUUCAUGCCGAAGCGUUUUUAUGCAUACCUCCGUCGCCGCACGCGUGCAACGGCUGACAUACUAUCGUUGGAGAAUAACGGUGCCCUGGCAGAAACCGAUGCUGACAAGGCGGAAGCUUUUGUGCAACACUAUGUGUAUGUUCACGCCACCGAUACAUCACCGACCCCCCAACUGUCGUGUUCUGCGCCUCUGCUGUCUUGGCAAGUCAUCUUGGUAGACGAGGUGUGUGAUGCACUUUCGGCUCUGAAACCGUACCAGUCACCGGGUCGAGACGGACUACAUUCCAUCGUGCCGAAGGUGCUGGCGCCGGUCAUUGCACCUACCUUGGCCAUCUUGUUCAAACAAUCAUUGACCGAGAGGAGGUUGCCCGCCGAGUGGAAAACCGCGACUGUACGCCCUCUCUUCAAAGGAGGAGCCCGCGGGGACCCCGUCAACCACCGCCCAGUCAGUCUCACCUGUGUGGCUGUCAAGGUGAUGGAACGUGUACUCGCCAAGCGACUCCGGGAACACCUGCUACCGAAUUAUCUUCUGUAUCCAGAGCAGUAA
Messenger RNA from Echinostoma caproni, 693 nucleotides. NCBI's taxonomy places the organism in Eukaryota, Metazoa, Platyhelminthes, Trematoda, Plagiorchiida, Echinostomatidae. The record is from the annotation of a GenBank genome assembly.